Molecule: messenger RNA, 613 nt
Organism: Puccinia graminis f. sp. tritici CRL 75-36-700-3
Lineage: Eukaryota; Fungi; Basidiomycota; Pucciniomycetes; Pucciniales; Pucciniaceae
Product: 40S ribosomal protein S30
Exons: 5
Coding region: 112-312 (66 amino acids)
Biological process (GO): translation
Cellular component (GO): cytosolic small ribosomal subunit; ribosome
Molecular function (GO): structural constituent of ribosome
Source: RefSeq, a predicted model, not a curated record
AACCGGUGCUGCGUCCUGCACGACUGACUCGUCCUGCGUCCCCGUCAUCCCCCUCCACCGGAACACCCCCCACGCAACCUCAACAACGACAAUCGACAGCAUCUCCGCAAGAUGGGUAAAGUCCACGGAUCCCUAGCUCGUGCCGGUAAGGUCAGAUCGCAAUGCCCUAAAGUUGCCAAGCAAGAAAGGACAAAGAAGAAACUUCAAGGUCGGGCGAAGAAACGUUGCCUGUACAACAACCGAUUCGCCAUCACCACUCCCCAAGGUGGACGACGUAAAAUGAACCCCGCCCCCGCCGGAAAGAUGGGUUAAAUGAAAUCCAAUCAAAUCUACUCGAAAAAUUGACCCCCAAAUUAUGUGUUAUAUGCCUAUGCGUGACUCGGUCAUUUUUCCUGCGUUUGGAUGAAAUUUAAUUGAUCUACUCGGCACUUGACUUCAUCUUUGCUUGGAGUGCUCAUGCUCCACAUCCUCUUCGUCUGGUACCUCAACCCGGGAUCUGAAUCAGCUUGGCAGUUGAUCAUCACACGCUUUUGAAAUAUUAGGAUGUACUGCCGAUCCACAAAAUUUGAUGAUAAAUAUUGCUAAACUCAAUGAGUAGUGUACAUUGGUCUUA